GCAGGAAGAGGGGGGAGUCCAGGAAGGAGGUGGGGAGAACUGGCAGAGCUCCCUGCCACCCCCAUUUUCCAGAUGACGCGACUGAGGCCCAACCAGCUUUGUAGGAGGCGGAGUCUCCCCAGGGUCCCUCUCAGGCUGUCCUAGGGGAGGGGGCUCCGGGAGCCACGAGGCCCCUCCCUGCCUCUCUCUCCAGCUCCCGGCAAGCUCGGAGGGGCGGGGAGAGAGAAGCAGAGGAGGAGGAGAACUCGGGCAGCUCUGCAGCGGGGGGCAGGAGCUCCGGUGUUUGGUACCCCCAGCCCCACCGCUGUGGCCGCCGCUGCAGCGGGGACACAGGUGAGGACGGCCCUUGGGGGAGGGCGAGGGGGCCACCAACAGCGCUGUCCUUGUCCCUUCCCUGGUCCGGCCCUCACGCCCUAGCCCAUCCUGGGAUAGUCCCCAGGGCUUCUGCGGGCCCUUGUCUUUCCAGGGCCCCGGCCCCCUCCCCUGCCUGUGCCACCUUCUCCUCUCCCGGGCCUGACUGUGGCUGCUUCCCCUCUUCUGCCGCCGCCGCCGCCGCCGCCGCCGCCGCUUCCACCGCCGGCCCCUCGGGGUGUGGCUUCCCCAGACCAGCCCCUAACGGUGGGACGCAGCUUCGCCUCGGCCUCCCCCAUCCGCCCCCCGCAAGGCCCGCCAGCCCCCCUCCCUGGAGACACACCCAACUCCCUUUAACACCCCACCCGCUCUCCAACCCAUUUUGCUGGGGGGAAGGGGGACCCCUCCUCUUAGUCUUUAUCCAACCUCUGGGUGCUCUGGGGCUGUGCCCAACUUCCAGUUGAGCCCCAGGGGGCUUCCUCAGGCCCCUUUCCUCCCCCCCCCCCGUGGAACUCUUGAGAGGGUGAACCAGACUUUCUCAGCACCACCCCCAUACCCCUCGCUCCCAGACACCUCUCGGUCUCUGAAAAAUAACCUAGCCCCAUAUCUACCCCUUUAGAUGCCCCACUCCCUUCUCCAGCCCCUCUAGGGGGCCCCACCUUGCCUUCCUUCCCCCGAACUCCUGUAGAGUGUAGAUACCCCCCCCCAGGCUAUUCUUGGCAGCUCCAGGCACUCCCAAGACACCUGGCAGCCUCUUUACAACCUCCUGGUUCUAUAGCCACCUCUUCCGUGCACGAACCCCUUUCCUGGAUCCAUGAGGGAGCUCCAAUCCCCUAAUCUUUUCCUCAGAAGUUUUGAGGGUGUGGAUGACCCGCCUCACUUUUCUCGGCCCCUCUAGAACCCCCCUCUAGACACUCUCGGCCUCUUUGAAACACCUCUGCUCCCAUUUCCACCCCUCUGGACGCCCCGGUCCCUUCUCCAAGCCCACUAAGGGGUCCCAGCCCCAUCUUCCCUCAGAACUCUUGAGAGUGUGGACAACUCCCCAGUGUUCCUUGCCCCCCUAGGCACCCCAGACAUCUCGCAGGCACAUGCUGACCCCUCGAGAGCCAUCUCUGUCUCUCUAAACACUCCCUCAGAUCCUUCUCCGCCCCUCCAGGCGCCCCUUUGCUGUUCUUCUCCAUGUGCCCUAGCCCCUCCUCCGUAGGUCCCUCAAGACAACCCCCAAGUCCCCCCCAGACCCUCUAAAUGCCCCCCAAGCCCCUGCCUGUCUCUCUAGUUCCUCCUGGUUCCUCUUGGCCUCUGUAGACACCCCCAGUUUGCUUGUGCGAGUGGCCCAGGGCCUCUCCAAGCCCCCACCAUCCUGGAGACAGCCACACUCUCCUAAAGGCCACCCCCCCAAGUCUCCGUGGGCCUGGGGCGCGGCAGGAUGGCGGCAGGCGUGGCCACGUGGCUGCCUUUCGCGCGGGCGGCCGCGGUGGGCUGGUUGCCCCUGGCCCAGCAGCCCCUGCCCCCCGCGCCGGGGGUGAAGGCGUCCCGAGGGGACGAGGUUCUGGUGGUGAAUGUGAGCGGCCGGCGCUUCGAGACCUGGAAGAACACGCUGGACCGCUACCCAGACACUCUGCUAGGCAGCUCGGAGAAGGAAUUCUUCUAUGACGCGGACUCGGGCGAGUACUUCUUCGAUCGCGACCCGGACAUGUUCCGGCACGUGCUGAACUUCUACCGCACGGGCCGCCUGCACUGCCCGCGGCAGGAGUGCAUCCAGGCCUUCGAUGAAGAGCUGGCUUUCUACGGCCUGGUGCCCGAGCUCGUGGGCGACUGCUGCCUCGAAGAGUACCGGGACCGCAAGAAGGAGAACGCCGAGCGCCUGGCCGAGGACGAGGAGGCCGAGCAGGCCAGCGAUGGCCCAGCCCUGCCGGCCGGCAGCUCCUUGCGGCAGCGGCUCUGGCGGGCCUUCGAGAACCCGCACACGAGCACCGCGGCCCUCGUUUUCUACUACGUGACGGGCUUUUUCAUCGCCGUGUCGGUCAUCGCCAAUGUGGUGGAGACCAUCCCGUGCCGCGGUCCCGCGCGGCGGCCCCCGAGGGAGCAGCCCUGCGGCGACCGCUUCCCCCUGGCCUUUUUCUGCAUGGACACGGCCUGUGUGCUCAUAUUCACGGGCGAGUACCUCCUGCGGCUGUUCGCCGCCCCCAGCCGGUGCCGCUUCCUGCGGAGUGUAAUGAGCCUUAUCGACGUCGUGGCCAUCCUGCCCUACUACAUCGGGCUUUUCGUGCCCAAGAACGAGGAUGUCUCGGGCGCCUUCGUCACCCUACGUGUGUUCCGGGUGUUCCGCAUCUUCAAGUUCUCCAGGCACUCACAGGGCCUGCGGAUUCUGGGCUACACCCUCAAGAGCUGUGCCUCUGAGCUCGGCUUUCUCCUCUUUUCCCUUACCAUGGCCAUCAUCAUCUUCGCCACUGUCAUGUUUUAUGCCGAGAAGGGCACAAACAAGACCAACUUUACUAGCAUCCCUGCGGCCUUCUGGUAUACCAUUGUCACCAUGACCACACUUGGCUAUGGAGACAUGGUGCCCAGCACCAUUGCUGGCAAGAUUUUCGGAUCCAUCUGCUCCCUCAGCGGUGUCCUGGUCAUUGCACUGCCUGUGCCAGUCAUCGUGUCCAACUUUAGCCGCAUCUACCACCAGAACCAGCGUGCUGACAAGCGCCGAGCACAGCAGAAGGUGCGCUUGGCAAGGAUCCGGUUGGCGAAGAGUGGUACCACCAAUGCCUUCCUGCAGUACAAGCAGAAUGGGGGCCUUGAGGACAGCGGCAGUGGGGAGGAACAGGCGCUGUGUGUCCGGAACCGGUCUGCUUUCGAGCAACAACAUCACCACCUCCUGCACUGUCUAGAGAAGACAACGUGCCAUGAGUUCACGGAUGAGCUGACCUUCAGUGAGGCUCUGGGCGCCGUCUCACUGGGGGGCCGCACCAGCCGCAGCACCUCCGUGUCCUCCCAGGCAGUGGGGCCCGGCGGCCUGCUGUCCUCCUGCUGCCCCCGCAGGGCCAAGCGCCGUGCCAUUCGCCUCGCCAACUCCACGGCCUCAGUCAGUCGCGGCAGCAUGCAGGAGCUGGACACACUGGCAGGGCUGCGCAGGAGCCCUGCCCCUCAGAGCCGCUCAAGCCUCAAUGCCAAGCCCCAUGACAGCCUCGACCUGAACUGCGACAGCCGGGACUUUGUGGCUGCCAUCAUCAGUAUCCCUACCCCUCCUGCCAACACGCCGGACGAGAGCCAACCUUCCUCCCCUGGUGGUGGUGGUGGGGCCAGCAGCACCCUCAGGAACUCCAGCCUGGGCACCCCUUGCCUCCUCCCGGAGACUGUCAAGAUCUCUUCCCUGUGAGCGGUGGGUCCGCCCGUCCAGAGGGCCCUCUCGAUUUUUGGGGACUCCUUUCCAAAGCCAUAUUUUGGGGAGGCUGGGAGGGGCAGGCCUGGGGACCCCUUCUGCCCCCCACUGAGAACUAUGCAAUGGAGUUUGAUGGAACGUCUCACCUGGUGGGGAAGCAGCCAGGGAAGGGGAAACUUUCCCCACCCCCGAUGGUUUUUCCAGGGGGCGCUGAAGUGCUGGGCCUCCUCAGGCCCCCCCGCCCCCCCCCCCCCCCGGCCUCCUUGCCCCAGCAUGCUGGGGCUGGCCUCUCUCCCCUAGCUGGCCUCCUGCAUGCUCCUCCUCUUGGGCCCCCGGGGGCCCCACCUGACAUCUGAGCUCUGGCCUGAGAAGGAGAGAUGAGAUUCCCUCUUCUCUGUGGCUGGGCUGUGGAGGUUUGGGGCUUCAGAGAAGAGAACCUUCGCCUCUGAUCUGGCCUCUAGGAGAUGUCCCUGCCCUCCACCGAGCCCCACAAAUCCCCAGUUCUGAAGCUUGGAAUGCAACCACAGGCUUCAUGGGCUGUGGCCUCAGCAGUGACUUGCCAGCCCCCAGCCUUGGCUCAGGGGUCAGGCUGCCUCUCCCAAUCCACACAGAUAGCACAAACACCACUCCCCUUUCCUGGCUGCUGGAAACGGGUGCCUGCAACCCCGUCCUCCGCUGGGCCCCCAGCAAACUCUAGCAAUAGCAGCUGCUGCCAUGACAAUUAUGCAAAGCCUCUCUGCCCAGUCUGCUGCAGCAUUUACAUCUGCCCUAAUCAGAGGGGCCGCCUCCACCCACUCCUCCUCUCUUCUCCUCUGGUUUGCUUCCUUCCUGGGUUCAGCUGGAGUCUGGACUGGCUGAGAUAAGAGCCUAGCAGCCAGCGAGAGCUGGGCUGUGUUUGGAGAUCAUAGCUGAUUCCAAGUUCUUGGGCAGGAGUCCAGAAGCAUCAGGGGCUGAGGCCUGGGUUGUUCCUGAACUCUGGGAGUUGUUGGGGGCAGGAGGAACUUCUUGAUCUCCUCUUCCUCCCUCCCCCAACCCCACAAAGCCUUUUCACAUAUUCCUCUCUCUUUUCCCUCUUGGGUCACCUUCCAGAACUCUGUGUCUGCUCUCAGGCUGAAAUCUGGCAUCAUCUCAGGUUCCCUGUCCCCAGCACUGUCCCCGUGGAGCGGGUGGCUGACAAAGAUGUAGUUUCCAUCAGUCAAUAAAACCUGAGAGGAGAGAUGGGGAUGAGCACCUCCUGGCUCUGUGGGUUCGGAGGCUGGGUUGGGCUGGUGGGGGGGGAGUUGAAAGUACUCUGGUUUCAAUUCCUUUCAACCAGGAGAAGGGCAGGUGUGGGUACAGGUAUUGGGAGGUCAAUGGUUGGUGACAUGUUCUGGAAGAUGGGGAUCUAGGAGGAAUUAAAGAGGGUGGUUUGAAGAGCUGAGACCCACAGCAGCACACGCUUGGUUAGAGGAGACUUAAACCCCGGGCUUCCUGGCAGCAAAUGACUCUGAACUGAACCCUAAUUACAAGCAUCUCUCAGGGGCGCCUGGCUGGCUCAGUCAGUAGAACAUGCGGCUCUUGAUCUCGGGGUCGUGAGUUCAAGCCCCAUAUUGGAUUGGGCCUAGAGCUAGCUUUUAAAAAAAGAAAGAAAGAACUCAAGAUUUACAAAGAAGAAGAAAGAAAGCAUCUCUCAAAUUUGGUAAAUUCCCCCUCCUUGUGGACAUCCCCUGCA
Molecule: messenger RNA, 5435 nt
Organism: Zalophus californianus (California sea lion)
Lineage: Eukaryota; Metazoa; Chordata; Mammalia; Carnivora; Otariidae
Gene: KCND1
Product: potassium voltage-gated channel subfamily D member 1
Exons: 6
Coding region: 1778-3721 (647 amino acids)
Biological process (GO): potassium ion transmembrane transport; protein homooligomerization
Cellular component (GO): voltage-gated potassium channel complex; membrane
Molecular function (GO): protein binding; A-type (transient outward) potassium channel activity
Source: RefSeq, a predicted model, not a curated record